AUGACGAACCGGCUUUCGACAACUGACGAUGACAGGAUUGACUCUUCGAAUUCUGACGCGCACUCUCGUGAUCGGGUGUUCAUUCUUAUAAACAAACUCGCCCACGGGGGCUCCUACUCUGGUCGAGAGGACGACGAGGCGGCUAUACUCGCCUUCUGUAACACUCAGAAGGCUGCCGCUCUACCGCACACGAGGCAGCAGGUGUCGGGUGUGCCACCGAGAGCCCCCCCGGCCGCAUCGCACGAGUUUGUGGUCGCGGCCUCGGCGGGAGUUGCGCCGCUGGCCUCGACCAUUCAAGAGGUCGAUGUGCCCCCGGUUGCCCCCCUGGCUCCAGAGACACAAGAAGAGCCCGUGGCUGCGCUAGCUGCGGCCACCGAGAUGGAGGACAUCGACCUGGCUGAGGCGAUUGCCGAGUCAGAGCGCCGUCACACCGACCUUGACGCUGCCCGCGCGCCCAGAAAGCGCCGGGCUGUGACGCAUGACGAUUCAGACACUCCCUCUCAGACAUAUGAAGCAGCGAGGCCGCGGAAGAAGGCAGCCAGGGCCUCCCGCACCUCCACCACACAGUCUGGGAUGACUAUCGCGGGCUCCUCCCGGAGCACCGCCACGCAGAGAUCGACGAAGAAAACGCGGCGGCCCACUCGUUCACCUGCCGCCUCCCGGCAGCCGGACGAGGAUGGUUUUGUCGCCCCACCCCGGCGGCACACUGCCAGGGCCGCUGCGCUGCAGCAACCGACCCCGCUGCCGACCGCCAACACAGGGGAGGGGCUGCUCCUUCUCGUAAGGUGCACCCGUCCACCAGCUUUGCUGCCGCCACCAUCAUCAGCCUCCACCACCCGAAGUUCGGAACAGGUGGCGGGCGAGACGCAGCACCCGACCGCGCCGUCCACGGCUUCGCCCGUGGGGGUGGCAACCCCCGCGCCCACGCAGAGCGCGCGAGUUGCCGCCACGCGCAGGCGUCGCCGGCGCGCAGGCCGGGCCACCCCUGCCGCUGCACAACGGACUGCCGACGACACUCUGUCGCUGCAGAGGACGGCACCUCGUGCUGCGCCGCAACCGCGACCGGCUGCCGAUGCUCGACGGCAGUCGCAACCGGCCGCCCCAGUGGCGGAGACCGCCCCAGCGGCCCCCACCGCCCCCUCGGCCGCCGACGCAGCCGAGCUCCGAUCGCUCUUCCGGUCGUUGAGCCGGCUGCUCGAGCAACUCCCGGUGCUCGUCACCGCGGUCACGUCGGCCCUUCAGGCCGGCGUUGCAACUCCACCGCGCCAUGGAUAA
Molecule: messenger RNA, 1275 nt
Organism: Schistocerca serialis cubense
Lineage: Eukaryota; Metazoa; Arthropoda; Insecta; Orthoptera; Acrididae
Product: translation initiation factor IF-2-like
Exons: 2
Coding region: 1-1275 (424 amino acids)
Source: RefSeq, a predicted model, not a curated record